This is a messenger RNA of Gongylonema pulchrum, 384 nucleotides long. The record is from the annotation of a GenBank genome assembly. NCBI's taxonomy places the organism in Eukaryota, Metazoa, Nematoda, Chromadorea, Rhabditida, Gongylonematidae.
AUGAUCACAACGACUAUGAUUAUGACUGUUAUGAUCGUGAUUAUUACGAUCAUGAUCACCAUGAUAAUGACCAUUACGAUUAAGACUAUUACGAUUAUGACUACUAUGAUUACGAUUAAUGUGAUUACGAUUAUUAUGAUUAUGAUUGCUACGACUAUCAUAACUAUGAUCAUCACGAUUAUGGUUAUAAUGACUAUUGUUAUUAUGACCACGACUGUUAUGACUAUGAUUAUGAUUGCUAUGAUUAUGAUUAUGGUUAUGACUACUAUGAUUUCGAUUAUGAUUACUGAUCACCAUAACUAUGAAUAUGAUUACUAUGAUCAUGAUUAUGACUACUAUGAUUAUAGUUACGACUACGACUAUCAUGAUUAUGACUAUGAUUAA